AUGGCGACACCGGUCACACCAGUGGCUGAAACACCUUCUCAACCCAUCUCCGUACUCUCUACUCAACCAGCCCUCUUCUUCGCCAACCUCCAACCUAUCCUCCUACUCGGCACUGUCCUCUUCAGCUUUCGCAGUCUUGUAGCGAAUCCGGUCGGUACGCUCCUUGGCCUCGCACCUACGGUCGCCAUCGUACAGACGCUCUAUUGUGUGAUAUGUCUACCGAUCGCGGCACAGGUAGAGGAGGCUGGCAGGAAGGCGGCGAGUAGAGCAGGAGCGGGGGUGGGAGUGGGAGUGAAGAAGAAGGGGACAAAGACAGCACAAGAUCCUGAUAUCUGGGCCAAGCUAGUUCCUGCCUUUCUCUCCAUGACCCUCACACUCGUCCUCUCCACACCACUGCUCUACAUCUUCACUGUGCUGUUCGGUGCACCACUUAUGACACACAACGCCCACACGCUGCUACUUGCACUCCACCUCGCUCUUCUGGUAACGCCACAUUUGUACUACGUCCACGGUCUGGAUGCUCAGACAUGGCUGCGAAUAGCGAGUCUGCAGCUUCCACUGGAUGAAACGUACGGUCUGAGUCUGGGUGCUUUGGCUGGUGCGUGGAUGGGAGCCGUGCCGAUACCAUUGGAUUGGGAUAGGGAGUGGCAGAAAUGGCCAGUGACUGUUGUCGUUGGGAUGUACAUUGGGGCUGUGGUUGGGAAGCUACUGGGAGGGUAUGUGGUCAAGGGAUGGAGGAUCAAGCUGUCGUGA
Molecule: messenger RNA, 753 nt
Organism: Recurvomyces mirabilis
Lineage: Eukaryota; Fungi; Ascomycota; Dothideomycetes; Mycosphaerellales; Teratosphaeriaceae
Gene: GPI11
Product: Glycosylphosphatidylinositol (GPI) anchor assembly protein
Exons: 2
Coding region: 1-753 (250 amino acids)
Biological process (GO): GPI anchor biosynthetic process
Cellular component (GO): endoplasmic reticulum membrane
Source: RefSeq, a predicted model, not a curated record